Molecule: messenger RNA, 1122 nt
Organism: Pezoporus flaviventris
Lineage: Eukaryota; Metazoa; Chordata; Aves; Psittaciformes; Psittacidae
Product: delphilin-like
Exons: 2
Coding region: 254-1003 (249 amino acids)
Biological process (GO): signal transduction
Cellular component (GO): nucleus; plasma membrane
Molecular function (GO): protein binding
Source: RefSeq, a predicted model, not a curated record
GGGAGCCGUGUGCUGGCGCGGCAGGAGGGGCAGCCCGGCCCCGGUGCCCUGCGCGGGGGCUGUCAACUGAAACCGCCGCAGCCGGUGCCCUCCGCGGCCGAUUGGGUUACGGUGCCCGGGUAGAGUUUGCCAUAGAAACCGGGCCGGGCGCUGCCGCCGGGAAACAGCCCAGAGCCGCGGCCGGAACUGCUGUGAUGGUCUCGCCCGCGCCGGGGGUCCCGCUGGCUGGAUCCCGGGCACCGCAGUCGCAGCCAUGCCAGCGACCAACCAGGGCUGGCCCGAGGCCUUCGGGUUCAAGAUAACGGGGACUGGUCCAUGCUACAUCCUCUGGGUGCAGGAAGGCAGCAGCGCAGCGGCAGCAGGGCUGCGGCCAGGGGAUGAGGUGCUGGAGAUCGAGGGGCAGCCCGUGUCCUCCCUGGGCUGCGCGGCGCUGCUGGCGCUGGCCCGGCGCUGCCCCAACGUGCCCCCCAGCAUCGGGGUGGUGUCGCGCCUGCAGCACCUCCACAUCCCCCCCGCUCCACGGGGAUGCUUCGGCUUCGAGCUGGCGAGCGGCAGCCCCCCAAGAGUGGCCGGGGUCAGCCCGGACUCUCCCGCUGCUGCCUGCGGGAUGGAGCCGGGGGAUCUCGUGCUGGAAGUCAAUGGGAUGCCGGUGAUGCUACCCGAGGCGGUGGCUGCCCUGGUGGGGUCCUGCCACGGGCGGUCCCUGCAGCUGGGGCUGCUGCGGCCGCAGCGUGGGGCUGGGACACGGGACCCCAUCCCCAGCGCUGAUGCCGUGCACCAGGAGAGGAGGCAGAAAGCGCAGGAGUUCAGCAGGAAGGUAAGGAUGGGCUGUGGGGCUCUGGGCACCUCUGCAGCAGGCACUGGAGAUCCCCACAUCCAGCCUUUGCAGCGUGCUGGGACAUGGGGAUGCUCCUGGCUUGGUCAUGGCAUUGAGCAGCAGAUGUGGGGCAUCAGCACCCAAGAGAAGGCUCUGACAACCACCUGUAUUUCAGUAGCCCCAUAGAGAACAGAUGGGUGCUGCAAAGGGCUUGGGGACCCUCUGGGUGCUGACCCCAAGGGCUUGUUCCUUUGCACUACAAGAGCAUGUGGAAGCCCACAGGGGCAGAUCCCCAUCUCCUGCAC